GCAAGGUGGAAGAGAUGCAGACGGCAAACUCCUUCCCGGCAGGAGCAUUCCCACACUCCUACCGCUUUACGAUUUUAUUGAUUUUUCACAGAAUAAAUAUGUAAAUUUAUGAUAUUUCUCUAUGAUAUUUUGAAUUUUCUUAAAAUCGAAUUAUGGGAAAUUAUAAAUCCAGGCCUCUAACUUCGUGUUCUGACGAGCUGAAAAAGAAGAUAUCAGAAGGAUAUUCAGUGGUUAGAAGCCGACUCAGUGAUGAUGUCAGAUCAAGGUCCAAUUUGGGAUGGGUUGACGUACAAAUCGCUGCUUUUGAAAAAUCCCUCGAAGAUUUCAAGCAACAUAUGUGCCCAGAAAAUGCGGAGCUAAAAUCUACUCAGCUUUUAUCAUUAUUCCAUAUAAUUUGUGCGGGACACUCUGACUCUCAACCUGAGAAACUUCAAUUUUUAAUCGACAAUCUACCCAAAGAAUCGUCUAUUACCCUGAUUUCCUCUCAAUCUGCAAAUGGCUUCACUCCACUGCACAUUGCAAUUUACCGUGGUGACGUGGCAAUUUUGAAGGCUCUUAUUGCAACAAAACUCGUAGAUCUGGAUCAAUCCGGAAGGCAUUUAUUACCAGCUUUACACUUGGCUGCAAUGAUUGGAGACUCUGAAAUGUUGACUAUUUUGUUGAAUUCUGGAGCAAAUAUUCAUGUUACCGAUUUUGUGCAUUUUACCGCUCUUCAUUGUGCCACCUAUUUCGGACAGGAAAAUGCGGUACGAACAUUAAUCUCUGCCUCAGCCAACUUGAAUCUCGGCGGAGCAGUAAAUGAUCGCCCAAUCCACUUGGCAGCUGCAAAGGGUCUCACAUCGAUUACGAAGCUUCUCUUAGAGGCAAAAGCUGAUCCUCUUCUUGCCGAUGAUGAAGGGAAUCAAGCAUUGCACUACGCUGCAAAAUCCGGAAGCCUUGUUAUCCUCAACAUGCUCAUCAAACAAGUCCGAGGUACCAAUGAUCGAAUCUGCGCUCGAAAUCUCUACGGGGACACCGCCCUUCACUUAUCAUGCUACAGCGGCCGUCUAGACAUUGUAAAGUCAAUUCUUGAUAGUUCUCCAACAAACAUUGUUAAUAUGGAGAACGUGUUCUCAGAGACUCCGUUACAUGCAGCAUGUACCGGUGGAAAAUCGAUAGAACUCGUUUCAUUUCUCAUGAAGUAUCCUGGAGUAGAUCCGAACUAUCAGGGGCAGGAUGGGCAUACAGCACUUCACUCUGCUUGCUACCAUGGUCAUCUGCGAAUUGUACAAUACCUUCUCGAAAAUGGAGCUGAUCAAUCCUUAGCCUCCAGGGCUUUUGAAGGGGGCGCCCUUAGACAACAAGCCGGCCCGGGCACCAAUCGGCCGUCAAAGGUAGCUUCUGCGAUUAUGGCACUAAAUCGAAGUGACACACCUUCCUCAAACGCAUCUUACAAUUCGACAGUAUCACUGGAUGACCAGCAAACUCCGGUUAUCUGGGCUUAUGAGCGUGGCCAUGAUGCGAUUGUGGCUCUACUCAAGCACUAUGCAGCUAGAACUGUUGAAGGGGAUGUCUGCAGUGAAUACAGUUCGGGAGAAUCUUCAUAUACUCCGCUACCAUCUCCAAUGGGUCGUCUAACAAGUUUAACUAGGGAUAAGGCAGAUCUACUACAGUUGAGAUCAGCGUUGCCGGCACCAUUUCAUUUGUGUUUGGCUGAGAUCGAAUUCCAAGAAUCCAUUGGAAGUGGUUCAUUUGGAAAAGUCUACAAAGGAACGUAUCGUGGAAAACUGGUAGCCGUCAAACGGUACAGAGCAAUGGCAUUUGGCUGCAAAUCUGAAACUGACAUGCUUUGUCGAGAAGUUUCCAUUCUAUCACGACUGGCUCAUCCGAAUGUUGUAGCGUUUGUCGGGACAUCGCUAGAUGAUCCGAGUCAAUUCGCAAUCAUCACAGAAUUUGUAGAGAACGGGUCCUUGUUCAGGUUACUCCACGAGGAAAAGCGAGUCAUGGAUCCAGCCUUCCGAUUGAGGAUAUCGCUAGAUGUUGCUCGUGGGAUGCGUUAUCUACACGAGAGUGCUGCCAAACCAGUUAUUCACAGAGAUCUCAACAGUCAUAAUAUUCUGAUUCACGCGGAUGGGCGAAGUGUAGUUGCAGACUUUGGAGAAAGUCGGUUCGUUUGUCAACGAGAGGACGAGAACUUGACGAAGCAACCCGGGAACCUGCGAUGGAUGGCACCGGAGGUGUUCUCUCAAUCUGGAAAAUAUGAUAGAAAAGUCGACGUCUUCAGCUUUGCUCUAGUCAUUUGGGAGAUUCACACCGCGGAGCUCCCAUUCUCACACCUAAAACCUGCGGCGGCGGCGGCUGAGAUGACAUAUAAGCGGGGGAGACCAACACUACCAAAUCAACCAACUGCACAGUUUCCAGCACACAUCUUAAGCUUAAUUCCUCAAGCCUGGCAUCCCGAAUCAAGCUCCCGACCAGAUUUUGUAGAAAUUGUUGCGUUACUCGAGCCACACGUUGAAUCCACGCACACAGAUAUAAGUGCUCCUUCUACAGUAUCCCAGUUGACAUCUCAAUGGGAGCAGCUAAGCGUGGCACCUCCCCCCGCGUCAAAGUUCCCGCCAAUUCUCUCGGCGUUACAUGGGAUCGCUGCUACGGGAACCGUUGAAGAAUUAAGGCAACGGAUUGAUAAUAAUGGUUAUGUUAUUAAUAAGAGUUGAUUGUUACUUUGUGAUAAAUUGAUUAAUAAACACCGUACGAAGAACGA
This is a messenger RNA of Caenorhabditis elegans, 2743 nucleotides long. It is a transcript of the gene sel-15, whose product is annotated as Protein kinase domain-containing protein. Bases 153 to 2696 code for a protein of 847 amino acids. Gene Ontology annotation, molecular function: nucleotide binding; ATP binding; protein kinase activity. The transcript has 11 exons. Lineage: Eukaryota; Metazoa; Nematoda; Chromadorea; Rhabditida; Rhabditidae. The record is from RefSeq and is marked reviewed.